AACUCCGCCCCAGAAGCGACUGCACAGGGCGCGUGGGGCUGGGCCAGAGGCUCGCUGAUGGACUUGGUAGUCGGCCGCGGAGCAGCAUGCAGGCGUCCCAGGACACCUUCAAAGCCGAGCCGGGCUGGUACGUCUCUGCCCAGCAGCCAGAGGAGGCGGCGGCUGCCGAAGAGCGGAGCCCGUUGCUAAGCAACGAAGUUCACAGCCAGGGAUCCCCAGGUGCUUCGUUCGGUUUCUCAGUCUUUAAUGUGAUGAAUGCCAUCAUGGGAAGUGGCAUCCUUGGCUUGGCUUAUGUGAUGGCUAAUACCGGUGUCCUUGGAUUUAGUUUCUUGCUGCUGUUAGUUGCUUUCCUGGCAUCUUACUCAGUCCAUCUCCUGCUUAGUAUGUGCAUUCAGACAGCGGUGACGUCUUAUGAAGAUCUUGGUCUCUUUGCAUUUGGAUUACCUGGAAAGGUGGUGGUGGCAGGCACAAUAAUAAUUCAGAAUAUUGGAGCUAUGUCGUCUUAUCUUUUAAUUAUUAAAACAGAGCUUCCUGCUGCUAUUUCAGAAUUUUUGCCUGGAGACCACAGUGGUUCUUGGUAUCUUGAUGGACAGACACUACUACUCCUCAUCUGUGUUGGCAUCGUGUUGCCCCUUUCUCUUCUUCCCAAAAUAGGCUUUCUUGGCUACACAAGCAGUUUAUCAUUUUUCUUUAUGGUGUUCUUUGCUCUUGUGGUAGUAAUUAAAAAAUGGUCCAUCCCUUGUCCAGUGACCUUAAAAUGCAUGGAUGAAGCGCUCCAGAUUUCAAACGCUACAGAUGACUGUAAACCAAAGCUCUUUCACUUCUCCAAAGAGAGUAUUUACGCCAUACCAACCAUGGCUUUUUCAUUUCUCUGCCAUACCUCAAUAUUGCCCAUAUACUGUGAGCUUCAAAGCCCCUCGAAGAAGAGGAUGCAGAAUGUGACCAAUACAGCGAUAGCUUUAAGCUUCCUGCUUUACUUUGUGUCUGCGCUCUUUGGAUACCUCACUUUUUACGACAAAGUGGAGUCAGAAUUACUACAAGGUUAUAGUAAAUACUUGCCACAUGAUGCUGUUGUCAUGGCUGUGAAGUUGUGCAUACUGUUUGCUGUGCUUUUGACAGUCCCUCUGAUCCACUUCCCUGCCAGAAAAGCUUUAAUGAUGAUACUAUUCUCAAAUUUCCCAUUUUCAUGGAUUCGGCAUUCUCUGACAACGUUAGCACUCAACAUUAUCAUUGUUUUGCUUGCAAUAUAUGUUCCCGACAUUAGGAAUGUAUUUGGUGUAGUUGGGGCCAGCACUUCAACAUGCUUGAUUUUUGUGUUCCCAGGGUUAUUUUAUCUGAAACUUAGCAGAGAGGAUUUUCUCUCGUGGAAAAAGCUUGGGGCUUUGUCCCUGCUCAUCACUGGAACCUUGGUUGGGAGCUUCAGUUUGGCACUCAUCAUUUUUGACUGGGUCAACAAUAAAUAAAGCAAUUCUCUAUUGCAAAGAAUAAUUUACCUCUGUAAGCAAGAAGGAAUCAUUCUGGAAGGCAUUGGAUAUGGGAAUUAUACUCAGGAAAAUUACUGCCAGAAAAGGAAGGCAGAGCAGCAGUAUACACCAGAAAGUAGGAAUUUAGUCAUUUUAAUUUUUACCAAAAAUUAGAAAUUCUCAGAAUGUUGUUCUUAAAUAUGUCGAAUCGUUGCUUUGUGUGUGAGUUUUGUUUUGCUUUUGAGACAGGAUCUCGCUGUGUUGUCCAGGCUGGCCUUGAACCCACGGCUAUCUGCAUGCUGCUGCUUUACAAGUGCUGGCAUUAAAGGUGUACGCCACCACCCUGGCACAUACCUGCCAUUUGUGACUUUAAAAACAUAAAUAGCUUUCAUUUUUUUUUAUUGAGUAAAUGAAAUGAGGUGUUCCAUGUGACUUCCUGUCCUAACCACUAGCUUUCCCUGAUAUGAACCCCUGCAUCAAUACAGCACAUGUUAUACCUAGGGAUGCUGAAGGCUGACAUCAGGCUUGUUCCUGGUCACCACUGAUUUUUUUUUUUAUUUUUUAUUUUUAUUUAUUUAUUUUUUUUUUUUACCAGAAUGCCAUGAUUGGGAUCAUGUAGGACCCUGUGUCAUUCUCAGACCAACUUUUUAUUUAAUAGCUUGUUUCCUUUUAAUACUGAAUAAUAUCCAAUUAGGGACGUAUCAAGCUCGUUGAUCCACUCGCCUCUUAGAAGAUCUUGCUACUUCUUCCAAGUUUUGCCAACUAUCAAUAAAGGUGCUGAAAAUGUU
Molecule: messenger RNA, 2251 nt
Organism: Phodopus roborovskii (desert hamster)
Lineage: Eukaryota; Metazoa; Chordata; Mammalia; Rodentia; Cricetidae
Gene: Slc38a6
Product: solute carrier family 38 member 6
Exons: 16
Coding region: 87-1463 (458 amino acids)
Biological process (GO): amino acid transmembrane transport; L-glutamine transport
Molecular function (GO): L-glutamine transmembrane transporter activity
Source: RefSeq, a predicted model, not a curated record